Molecule: messenger RNA, 942 nt
Organism: Linum tenue
Lineage: Eukaryota; Viridiplantae; Streptophyta; Magnoliopsida; Malpighiales; Linaceae
Source: the annotation of a GenBank genome assembly
GCUCAAGAAGGAACGAAUAGAAUACCCUCCCUUUGUUCUUCGCUCAACAGAAAGGAUCGCAACUUUGAAUCAGGAAGCUCAGACCAAUCAGUUGCAGCAGCAGAUCAACGACAAUGGAGUGCGUUUUCGGGUUAGUCGGGAAUGAUUACGCAAUAGUGGUGGCGGAUACCUCCGCCGUGCACAGCAUCUUGGUUCACAAAUCCAACGAGGACAAGAUCAUGGUCCUCGACUCCCACAAGCUCGUCGCCGCCAGCGGCGAGCCAGGCGACAGAGUUCAGUUCACGGAGUAUAUCCAGAAGAACGUGGCUUUGUAUCAGUUCAGGAACGGGAUCCCUCUGACAACAGCGGCUGCAGCCAAUUUCACUCGGGGAGAGCUGGCUACUGCUUUGAGAAAGCAGAAUCCAUACCAAGUGAAUGUUUUGAUGGCUGGGUAUGACAAGGAGAUUGGUCCAUCUUUGUACUACAUUGACUACAUUGCUACCCUUCACAAGGUCGACAGGGGAGCAUUUGGGUAUGGCUCCUACUUCUGCCUCGCCAUGAUGGACAGACACUACCACAGCGGGAUGACCGUGGAGGAAGCGAUCGACCUGGUUGAUAAGUGCAUCCUGGAGAUCCGGUCGAGAUUGGUCGUGGCACCACCAAACUUCGUUAUUAAGAUCGUUGACAAGGAUGGUGCGAGGGAGUAUGCCUGGCGUGAGUCGGUCAAGCCUGAUGCAACAGCUUAAAUGAGAGGAGCUCACUUGCUCUUGUUGCUGAACCUCUCUACUGUUCUGUUAGCUGGCUAAAUUUGUAUGGAUCACCAUGGAACUCCUGGGAUGUUUACUCGGAGAACUAUCUUGAAGCUUUUCUUUUUGGCUGCCUUUUCUUAUCGUGUUACCUUGAGUUCCAGAAUGGCUGCAAUGUUUGGAGUAUCAGUUAAUGCACAUUUCUUACCGCGGGAAA